Molecule: messenger RNA, 1125 nt
Organism: Drosophila gunungcola (fruit fly)
Lineage: Eukaryota; Metazoa; Arthropoda; Insecta; Diptera; Drosophilidae
Product: integumentary mucin C.1
Exons: 2
Coding region: 230-1024 (264 amino acids)
Source: RefSeq, a predicted model, not a curated record
AACUCAACCAAAUUUUUUGAAAUGCCAGCAUCUUAUUUUCUAUAAAUUACUCAGUCCUCCCUGUUGGUUGGCGUGCUGUUAUCAGCCCUCACCUUUUGCGUGUGAGUCAGUAUAAGUGUGUUAAUGACUAUAGCUCUACAGCUAAAGCCCAAGCUCAAGCUACUCGGGACUGGCGAUCGGUUUCAGUAUUCGAUGCAACCAGCUCACGUUAACACAGCUCGCUAAAAAAAUGAAGCCCGCAGUUAAAAUUCCCAUUGCUUGUUUGCUGUUUCUGGCGACUGAAAUUUUUGCUCAGGAUGUAAAACCAGAAGUUCCAGUAGAUAUUCCGCCAGAAGGAUGGGAACCGACGAUUCCAACAACUGAAGCUUUACCAAUAGAGCCAAGCACAUCUACCACUACAGAACCCAUCACCAUUCCAACAACAGAAUUUUUCACAGCAUCAACAGCAGAACCAUCCACGACUUCAACUACAGAACCCACAACAAUUCCAACAACGGAAUCCACCACAACGUCAACAUCGGAAUCCACGACAACAUCAACAACAGAACCCUCUUCAACUUCAAGAACAGAGCCUAGCACAACUUCAACAACAGAAUCCAUCACAACUUCAACGACAGAGGCCACCACAACUUCAACAACAGAGACAACCACCACUUCAACAACUAAACCCAACACAACAUCAACAACCGAUUCCACCACAACUUCAACAACAAAGCGCACAUUACCUUCAUCAACACAACCCACAACACCUUCAACAACGCAAAGGGAUCCAUUAUAUCCAACCUACAGACCCAUCUAUACGCGACCUACGACUUACCCUACCAGGAACCCUUGGAUAUGGCACGAUCCGACAGAAAAGUGUUAUCUCAAAAACGAAUACGAGUACAGAAUGGUUUGCUAUGGAGGGGGUUGGCGAACGACGGCGAUCUGUUAUCGCUGCUGCUUCUACGAGAACAGCGGUUUUGCCGGAUGCAGUAAGCUUCACCAGGGACGUUGUUCUUGGUAUGAUUCUGGACGAUGGUGAACAUUCAAGACACAAACCUGGACACUUUUCUCGCUAGAGGGCGCCCAAAAUGAUCGCCAGCCUGAAAAAUCUGGAUUAAAGACGUUUCGCCUUUUUUUUUU